This is a messenger RNA of Clupea harengus (Atlantic herring), 1227 nucleotides long. RefSeq names its product sodium channel modifier 1 (gene scnm1). Gene Ontology annotation, biological process: RNA splicing. Lineage: Eukaryota; Metazoa; Chordata; Actinopteri; Clupeiformes; Clupeidae. Gene Ontology annotation, cellular component: nucleus. The record is from RefSeq and is a predicted model, not a curated record.
CUAGAGUGUAGUUGUAGACCAGAUAGCCACAGAAAGAGAGCUUCCAUAAGCAGAUAAUGAAAAGUAUUCAAGUCUUUCUAGGAAGCGGAGCAAGUCACAGGGCAGCGUGUGCCUUCUUUCAUGCAGACCGAAUUUCUCUUCAGGCUCAUCUUUGAGGUCUGACCACACAAGAAGGCCUACAAUUCAUUUAAACUCCACUCCAGUGGGUGGCAGUAAUGCGUAGGAUGUUUAGCUAGUGCUUCAUAUAAGGCUGAUGCAGAAGGAAAAUACACAACAGUAGAGUUGGUGCUUUGGCUUUUACUGCUUUGCUCUUAUAAAAUGUCAUUCAAAAGACAAGGGGACGACCAAAGUCAAUUGAACGUAUUGAAGAAACGGCGUGUCGCUGACCUCCUCGCUAAUUACAUUCCAGAAGAUGAAGCUACCUUGAUGAAGAAUGGAAGGUACACUUGUUUAGUGUGUUCCUACCGUCCAAUUUUUGAUACUGUUGACAUGCUGACAGUUCACCGGAAUGGCAAAAAGCACCUGGAAGGAUUGAAGUGGUUUUAUCGGAAGAAAACACGGUUGCAAACUGAAAUAGAAAAGCGUCAUCACCAGAUUUAUGUUUCGGAAGAGGAGGGACAACAGGAGGCUGCCAGUUCUGCCCCUCUUUUGAUCCAAACUAGAAAAAUUACCCAUCAUGCACUACUGAAUGCAACACCAUACAGCAGUUGUCACAAAAGAAGCAGCACCAAGACAGAUGAGGAAUCCAGCAGUGUUUCCUCCGAGUGCCAGCCUAUCCAGGAUACCAGCAGGCAUUCAUCACAUGAAAUGGAAGCUGCCGGCUCAAAUGCCAAGUCAUCCACAGCUUCUGAAGCUCAUCAGCAUGGGGAGAGCAGGAAAGAAGCAGAGAAGGGAGGGCCACAGCAAGAUGCCCCCCCUGAUGGAGAACCAAUGACAGAACAGCGCCGGAAAGAGCUUGAACACUACCUCAAACUUAAAAGCGACGGCUGGGUGCAGGACCGGAGUGGCCAGUGGAUUAAGGAUGAAAAUGUGGAGUUUGAUUCGGAUGAAGAUGAAGCGCCGUCCAACCCCCAUACGUGAAUGUUGUCCAUUCCCCCCUCCUCCCUCCUCCCUCCUCCCAUUCCCAUUCCCCCCUCCUCCCAUUCCUCCCUCCUUCCUCCCCCUCCUCCCUCAGAGCUUUGUAAAUAUUUGUUAAUACAGUUUUACAGAAUAUAGUUUGAUAAUAUC